AUUCACCUAAAUUAGAAUAAUUAGUGAAAUUGUGGGCUUUGACAAAAAAAAUCUUCAUUUCUUUUAUAAGAUGUGGCCCACGUUUGUUGUGGGCCCUUAGAUUAUACAGUAACUAAACACAUGGGCCCAAGUCCCAAAACCUUAUUCCUAUUGGACAAAGUUGUGUUAAUUAUGCCAAUAUCAUCUUCUUCCUAUAUAAACAACACUUUUGCACCAUAUUAGUCAUAAAAAAAAUCUUUCCUCCCUUCAGCAAAGAGAACUACAAGUGCAUGCCCUGGCAUAAGCAAGAAGAGUAUAGCACAAUAGCUUUGUGGAUAACAAUGUCAUCGAGUCGAAAAUCGUUAUCAUCGCGAUGUCCUAGGGAAGAUGAGAUUAGUGAACUAAUCUUCAAACUGCAAGCAUUGCUACCAGAGAGAAGGUGUAGGCAUUUAAGGAGGGUUUCAAGGGAUGAAGUUCUGGAAGAAGUAUGCAGCUACAUCAGGAAACUUCACAAACAAGUAGACGACACGAGUGAAAGAAUUUCUCAGUUGCUGGCUUCUACAGACCUUGAUGCAGAUGUUCUUAGAUCCCUCUUGCAGCAGUAGUCCCUCCUCCUCCCUCUUUGUUGGUGUAAUUUAUAAAUUGUUGGUGUAAUAUAAGACAAUAUUAUACAUCUAUGUAACCUUAAUUGAAGUACAUAACUAUAUUAAAACGAAAGAAAACUGGACUUUUGUACAUUUGUCUUGUUCUCAGUAAACAUGACAGUACUUCAUGCUUAAAAUAUUCGGUGUUAAGUUUAGUCUAUAAAGGGAAUGUUGAGUUGAUUAUUAAAAGUCCACCAAAUAUUAUAAUAAUAAUCCUGAUUAUCAAUCAGUUUUUAGAUAUCAAUUUAUAAAUCGGUAAGAAUUCUCCAAUAUAAUACAAGUAAAACAUUAAAACUUUAGAAAAAAAAAAAAAAAAAAA
This is a messenger RNA of Chenopodium quinoa (quinoa), 942 nucleotides long. RefSeq names its product transcription factor PRE6-like. The transcript is spliced from 2 exons. Bases 270 to 584 code for a protein of 104 amino acids. NCBI's taxonomy places the organism in Eukaryota, Viridiplantae, Streptophyta, Magnoliopsida, Caryophyllales, Amaranthaceae. Gene Ontology annotation, molecular function: protein dimerization activity. The record is from RefSeq and is a predicted model, not a curated record.